Messenger RNA from Umbelopsis ramanniana AG, 2003 nucleotides. RefSeq lists its product as uncharacterized. Gene Ontology annotation, molecular function: protein binding. The transcript has 4 exons. Lineage: Eukaryota; Fungi; Mucoromycota; Umbelopsidomycetes; Umbelopsidales; Umbelopsidaceae. The record is from RefSeq and is a predicted model, not a curated record. Bases 217 to 1746 code for a protein of 509 amino acids.
GCUGCUUGUUACAAGUAGAUCUAUGAGCAUAUAUGCACCUUAGCUUCUUUAAGAUGCAUAUUAAAAUAGUGUAUCAACUUAAUAUACCUCAAAUCGCCAGUGAAUCGUAAGAAUAGUUGAUUUUUUGGCUGCGGCAAGAAUCUGAUAGUACCGACCUGAGAAAUUUCUUACCGGAUGGUCCGCCGAAAAAAAAAAUGACAAAUCGCACCGUCUUACAUGAACCAAUGGCAGCGCGCUGUUAACUCCAGCAGCGACAGCCAACACAUCACGAAUGCACGCCGAAGAUUAACUCCAGCUCACAUUGCAGUUGGAGUAUUGCAAACUCCAACGAGGUCACAAGAGAUUCGUCACAUUGCCGUUGGAGCAAUACAGACUCCACCGCGUUUAGAAGACUUUCGGAAUGCGGAGGUGGUUUCCACACCAAUACAGGGACGCCACGUUGUUGCCAGCAAAGUCGUAGAACAAGGUACAUCGAUCUUUUCAGAAGAGCCAUUUGUUCAUGAAAUUGAUGGAAAGUGGAUUGGUAAACGAUGUAGUUUUUGUCUCGGUGCAAACACGACUAUCGCCUGCCGACAAUGCUCCUUCCAUCGAUACUGCUCUACAUCCUGCGAGUCAAGCAAUUGGACCAGCGGGCUGCAUUCCAUGAUUUGCAAUUUGUACGGCAUUUUCGACAGCGAUAUGAUGCUUGUUCUCAAAGCAUUCACGAAGAGCUCAUUUGAUCAACGAACAAUGCCUUUUUGUUUCAGCCAGGGAGGGAAAGAAAUACCCUGUCUUGUUUCCAACAUCGAUUAUAUGUCUGAAAGUGACAUCAAGGCUUACACUGUUGGAGCUCAACUUUGCGCUGAUCUGUUUUACUGGCCAAAGGAAAGCGUGCAGUUGCUGGUCAAAAUUAUGGCUCAGAUCAGAUGCAACCGAUUCGCCAUCAAAGCAACAGUAAGCACCAAUACGGCAGGAGGAAUGGUCGAGCAUCAGGAAACAGCCGUGGGUAGUGCUGUUUAUGCCCAAACGUCCAUGUUCAACCACUCCUGUGCGCCAAAUGCAUAUGUGACAUUUGACGGUCCACGAAUUACUGUACGAUGUUCGGAGACGGUUCUUAAAGGGAAGGAGAUCAAUAUAUCAUAUGGGCCAGUAGCCACGCGACAUUCCACCUUAGACCGCCAAAAAGAGCUUACUGAGAAAUACUGCUUUCUGUGCAAUUGCCAUGCUUGUCUUCAAAGCGAACAAGGGAAAGGUGAAGUAUAUCGGUGUCCUUCUGGAAAUGACCACUGUAAAAUAUAUCGAUCAGACACAUUGUGCCCUAGUUGCGGCCGGCCCAUCGACUGGGCUACAAUCGAUUUGACCGAAAAACAGGCGAAGAAGCUACGGGAUACAGCUAGGACAGUUGAUGAUCUGCUCAAGGCACUCGACAUCGAACGACAAUUAUACCCCAAAGACUCUUUACGCCUUGGAUCAACGUAUGAUGAACUGGCAGCAUUCUACGCACACCGCCAGGACUUUAAUACUGCGGCAAAAUACUGUACACUGUCCAAUGCUAUUGUGGUGCAAAACUACGGACAAGUGAGCAUCGAGAGUGCCGACGAGCAGUUCAAAUUGGUGACUCUAUUGUUCAAUGGAUAUCAAAGCGAAGCAGCAUACAAAGCUAUAAAAAAAUGCAUGGAAUUAUUUCGGACGCUAGGACUAGAUCAAGCACGCAAAGACGAUAUGAAGGAAUUGCAGGAGAUGAUGAAUGCUCUAGGUGUACAUUAGCAACCGUGUUUUUAUCUACUCAUAGAUUACCAAUCCAUCAUUUUCACACUGAUUAAAAAAACGAAAAAAGGUUUGGAUGCCAUCAAAGAUAUUUUGAUAUUCUAUAGGUUUACUCGCACAUGGAGAGAACUGUGCUUUAUAACUCUUUACGAUAGAUGUAGGAGGAUGAUUUGAAACAAUUGCUCGAGAUACAAUUAGAAGAAGUAGAAGUGUUGGAUGAAGAGGUUAGCAUAAAGUGGUAAGGAGGAUAUGUACAG